Penicillium antarcticum is the source of this 2028-nucleotide messenger RNA. RefSeq lists its product as uncharacterized. The transcript has 3 exons. Bases 1 to 2028 code for a protein of 675 amino acids. The record is from RefSeq and is a predicted model, not a curated record. NCBI's taxonomy places the organism in Eukaryota, Fungi, Ascomycota, Eurotiomycetes, Eurotiales, Aspergillaceae.
AUGGCCUACGAUGGGUACUAUUCCAACCCCUACCAAACAGGCCCCAUGAACCCUCCAAACGACGGCUACUCGCCGACUCCUCCAUACCCAACCCAAUACGACGAGCGCAUCAACAUGCCACAGCCUCAGAUGCCGACAAAUUCUCCAGCUCCAAAUCCAGAGCUGUACCCUGAGCCCCGAUACCCACAGAACCAGAGCCAGGACCACAAUCCAGGCGCUAUCAACGACGCCGUAAACUCCGCCGUCCACAGCAGUGGCUCUACAGGCUAUCUCUCGCCAGAGGUAUUGUCCCAGAUCACAGCGACAGUCAUCCAGCAACUCAAAUCAACCGGCUUGGACAACAUACAAGGAUCACCUUCAGCCCCCGGUCCACCCCCGCCCCGCUCGCAAUCGCAGCAGCCAGCCUGGCAAACAGAUCCGUCGGUGCGACCGCAUGCUGAGUCCCCUCCUGCUAUGGCUGCGCGCAGCAACUCUAUCCCCCCAUCUGUUCCUGUCUCGGGUGGUAGCACGGAACCUUUCAAGCCAUACGUUGAGCCAUACGUUGAGCCUGAGUACGGUGAUACUCGUCCCAAUCCGAGACAAACCCCCGAUCCAAGUUUUGAGCGACGGGGUUCUAUGUCGAGUCAGGGCAGUGCACGCAGUCAUCACAAGGAGGCUAGACCUAAGCCGCCUGAUCGGGACGCUACUGUUAUGGAGAUGACGACACUUGAGCGGAUUUGGGGUAAGUUGUUUGAGGAGGGGAAGCCUACGAGGAGGCUUGGUCAGUUUUUGCGUGGUAUUGCGCUUCACUUGAUUGAGGAUUACCCUCCUGGAAAUACUAUCGUGAUCGUUCCUCACAAGCUUCAAAAAUUUUACAAGGAUACUCAGGUUUCGUCGGAUUCGUACCCAUGGCAUGAUAUUUUCGAUGAUCGCACAUCUUCUAUCUCACGGCUAUUCCGCGAUGUCGAGGCCGAACAUCAUCUUGUACAAGAUAAGCUUAGCGAACGUCCUGAUAUUCCAGGCCUGACACCAAAAGGCUUCGAGAGAUGGGCUACUCUAAUGAUCAUCGCCAACCCCGAGCGGGAAUAUGAGCGACUUCAAAAGGCAGUUCUCAAUAUGCCGAUCAGCAACCCUGACGACAAGAAAGAGCGCUUCCCCAAGGAAAUCCCGCGCCGCCUCUUCCCAGAUAUUGGAGAUCUUAAGAUCAGAGAAGAGAUCGAAGACCAAAUCAUGAAGCAGUGUGGCGUCGACCUCCCCGAAAUCACUGUUGAGGAACGUGACGAAGCCACCCGCUCUAGAAGAUCUCCCGUGUCAGCCACAUCUUCCAUAGAUCGGACUCAUUCAUACGAACGAGGCAGGCCUCCACCAGCAAAAUCAUCCCCACCCACAGCAAAGCCGAGAGUCAGAACAGCCUCAACAUCCCCAGUCGUAAUCGACGACGAAGACGAAACAAUCCCCUCCGCCCCGAUUGAGCGCGAACGCAAGCCCUACAGAGCAACUCCAGGAGGUGGCAAAGUCUACGAAGGCCCCGGCUCAAGUACAGGCUCAGGCACCCAAGCCCCAAGCCACAGCCACAGCGGCUCCUUCUCCACCCCCAGACAAACAGACACAAACAUAAAAUCCCACCAACCACCAUCAACCAGAAUGUCAAUGCCAGACGCCUACGACCGAGACUCACUCUACGCCCGCACAGGCUCAGGAUCAGGCUCAAGCACAACACCCGGCCGACGCUUUUCCCGCGGCUCGCGUAGCUCAUCUCGAAGCGUGAACCAGCGCACUGGCGAUUACAGACAUUCGGAGAGUGACCUACUAAGCCGAGACCGUGACCAUCUGCCACGGUAUGGUGGUAUUUCCGCGCAGGAUCUGCAGUACAUGGAAUCUCCUACUUCUGUUUCGCCGGAGGUUGAUGAACCCAGACGAUUCCAUCAUAACCGUGGGAGCAGUGCCCGUCCUGAUGAGGAUUACUAUCGGGGCAUGCUUGGUGGACAAGGCGGGGGACCUGUUCAUACUCAUGCCCAUGGGCAUGGGUAUGAUAAGUAUUAUCGGUGA